UGGGGCAUUGCUGUACUUGUAUAAAUACAAUGUAGGAAAGGCCUAAACUCAAACUCUCUUCAGUGACUACCCGUUUGAACUUCAAGAACCAAAUGGAUCUCGAAACAAGGGAGAAGCCUGAGCUCGUCCAAGGGAAGGUGGAUUGGAAGGGAAGAACGGCUCUGAAGCAUAAACAUGGAGGAAUGCGAACUGGUUUGCUUAUUCUCGCUGCAUUCGGAUUUGAGCAGAUGGCGACUGUGGCGCUGGCUGCCAACUUGGUGACAUACUUCAAUGGGGUCUUGCACUUUAACUUGGCAGAUGCCGCCAAUGAGCUCACCAGCUUCCUGGGCUCUUCCUACAUUCUUUCCCUUGCUGUGGCUGCCUUAGCGGACAUAUACAUUGGCAGAUUGAAUGCCACUCUCAUUUCAGGCUGUGUUGAAUUCCUGGGGCUGGUAUUACUAACUGUACAAGCUCACUUUUCCGGGCUUCGCCCACCAACGUGCAACAUCUUUGACCCUACUUCUCACUGCGAAAAAGUUAGGGGGGGAAAUGCUGCCCUCUUCUUCAUCGCGUUAUACCUGUUGGCUGUUGGUUCAGCCGGAAUCAAAGCUGCGUUGCUGCCCCAUGGAGCCGACCAGUUUGACGAGAAGGACCCUAGGGAAGCAAGGGGCAUGUCGAGCUUCUUCAACUUCGUGUUGCUAAUUGCGUCUCUCGGCGGCGCAGCUAGUUUGACACUCAUCGUGUGGGUACAGGACAACAAAGGGUGGGACCGGGGCUUCGGGUUAUCUACUCUGGCCAUGUUCGUGGGCAUGGUGUUAUUCACAGUAGGACUGCCGAUGCACCGGAUACAGCCCGUUCAAGGAACCAGCACAAUCGUUGAAAUAGUCCAGGUAUAUGUUGCCGCGAUUCGAAAUAGAAAGCUUCAACUCCCUGAGGAUCCAGCGGAGCUGUACGAGAUUGACAGAGAUGCGGAAGCCGCUGCUGAUCAAGAAUUUCUACCUCACAGAGAUACUUUCAGGUUCCUAGACAAGGCGGCCGUGAAGGAAACACCGGCACUGCAACACAGGCACUCUGAAUCUCCAAGCCCGUGGAAGCUGUGCCGGAUGACCCAAGUGGAGAGCGCAAAAAUUGUGCUCGGCAUGGUUCCAAUCUUUGGCUGCACCAUAAUCAUGACCCUCGGCCUGGCUCAGCUCCAGACCUUCUCCAUCCAACAGGGCCUAACGAUGGAUACAAGAAUAGGUUCGUUCAAUAUCCCGCCCGCCACGCUCCCCGUCAUCCCGGUAUCCUUCCUUAUCUUCAUAGUCCCCAUCUACGACCGGGUGAUCGUCCCGUUCAUCAGGAAAUUCACAGGCCACCCGACAGGCAUAACCCACCUGCAGAGAAUAGGUGUCGGACUUGUUCUAUCAGCGAUCUCGAUGGCCGUGGCUGCAAUCGUGGAGGUGAAGCGGAAAAAGGUAGCCCGGGACCAUGGCAUGCUCGAUGCGAUACCUGUCGCUCAGCCGCUGCCCAUCAGCGUGUUCUGGCUCUCCUUCCAGUACUUCAUCUAUGGGAUCGCCGACUUGUUCACGUAUGUUGGGCUUCUCGAGUUAUUCUACUCCGAGGCGCCAAAGGGGAUCAAGUCGCUCUCGACCUGCUUCAUGUGGUGUUCCAUGGCGCUUGGGUUUUUCUUCAGCAGCAUAUUGGUCAAGAUUGUGAACAGGGCAACAGAGGGCGGGACCAAGGGUGGUGGUUGGCUUGCGGGGAACAACAUUAACAGGAACCAUUUGAAUCUGUUCUAUUUGCUGCUUUCAAGCCUGAGCACUUGCAACUUCUUCAUAUACCUGUUUGUUGCUAGCAGGUACAAGUAUAGGCCUCGAAUAACGCCUGUUGUCUCCAACUAGAUGAACCAAGUCAGGAAGACAUCAAUUCAUGGAGAUCUGUCGUUAAUAAGUGUGACUGUUGUGUCGCUUCUUAAAUUGCAUGUAUUUUUUGUUC
This is a messenger RNA of Rhodamnia argentea, 1953 nucleotides long. RefSeq names its product protein NRT1/ PTR FAMILY 4.5-like. NCBI's taxonomy places the organism in Eukaryota, Viridiplantae, Streptophyta, Magnoliopsida, Myrtales, Myrtaceae. Gene Ontology annotation, biological process: transmembrane transport. Gene Ontology annotation, molecular function: transmembrane transporter activity. The transcript has 6 exons. Gene Ontology annotation, cellular component: membrane. Bases 93 to 1859 code for a protein of 588 amino acids. The record is from RefSeq and is a predicted model, not a curated record.